UGGAAUAUUACCGCACCAGUAUGGGAAACCGCCGCAUUAGUUCAGGUCCGAAAUCUGCAUUAUUAAUCUGUGAAACAAAAACAAUGAGGAAAUGUGCAAAUUACAUAGGAAAAUAUCUAACAGUGUUUUUAUUCUCUUGAAAUUAUAGCCUUGGAAAUAUCACAUGGCAAAGAGAUGAUAAAUGCAUACAUUCCACCGCUAUUAAUUCUCGGUACUGUGUUUGUGGAUCUUUCCAUGUCUCAAUGCUCCGACCCAAUCAGAGCAAAAGUUAAAGGAUAUCGAAGAAAGAUGACUAUUCUAGGAUCUUGUAAUGAAAAUCUGGACACGUCUUUCUACAUGAUACCCGGUAUAAACAUCCCUGACAACUGUAGCAAGUGUGAAAACUUAUCGGAUACUAAAGUUCAUUAUCUCUAUGGCGAUAAGACCUGUUCUCUGACUCCUCCAAAUGACGGACGGAGCACGGAAAGUUGUCCCCAUCAUGUUCAGAUAAACUACGAUAAGUAUAGAAUACCUCGAUCCAUAGCUCAAGUCAAGUGUAACUGUGAUAAUUGUAUCACGAAACAUUACGAUAAUACGUUAAAAUUGCAUCCUGACGGAGUGUGUCAAGAAGUGAUGAUGUAUCGUCAGGUUCUUAGAGAGUGUAAACCUGAGAAACCCGAAAAAGACCGCAGAAGACGAGGGAAACGAAAACGAAGAGGAAGAAGAAGAAAUAAAGUGUAUACAGUAGUUUAUGAACAAUACCCGGUGGCCUGUACGUGUAGAUUGACACAUACUAAAGACUGGGGAUGAGCAGCUAAAUCAAAGCAUUAAUUAAGGAGUUUUGUCUCAAACAAAUACCUCAAGAUUUUAAACUUGUUGUUUUUGGAUUUUAUAUACAGUUUAUUCGUGUGUUG
Messenger RNA from Saccostrea cuccullata (small rock oyster), 893 nucleotides. RefSeq lists its product as uncharacterized. The transcript is spliced from 2 exons. Gene Ontology annotation, molecular function: cytokine activity. Lineage: Eukaryota; Metazoa; Mollusca; Bivalvia; Ostreida; Ostreidae. Bases 175 to 789 code for a protein of 204 amino acids. The record is from RefSeq and is a predicted model, not a curated record. Gene Ontology annotation, cellular component: extracellular region.